UAAAGCCUUAGGGCUCCUUUGUUCUUGAAGUAAUAGAAAUGGUGAGGAGAUACCUCACAAAUUGGUAUCAGAGCAAGUUUCGGUGCUGGGAACUGUGAGGAAGCAUGACGGUCAAGGAGUUGGAGACACGGUGCGAGGCAGUAGAGCAAGAGAUUGUUAGUGUGAAGUUGGAAAUCGCAUUGCUACAUCAAAGGUUCGAUGAACAACAGAAACAGAUAGAGAGCCUCCAUGUAACGCUGAAAACGUUCAUGGCCCAGACUAUUGGAGGAUCCCCGUCGCAAUCAAACUCCUUACUCACAGGGGAGACAUUGAUACGGAAAGGGAAGGAAGUUGCGGAAGAUGUCCCGGCGAACAACAAUGAGGCUCAGGGAAAUGAUCGGAACCGCUUCAAGAAAGUGGAGAUGCCUAUUUUCGGGGGAGAAGAGCUGGAGGCCUGGAUCUUCAGAGCGGAACGAUAUUUCGAGAUACAGAAACUGACCGAUGARGAGAAAAUGAUCGUUGCCAUCAUCAGCUUCGAUGGAAUAGCGUUGGCCUGGUACAGAUACACGGACAAUCGGGAGAAACACCAAGAUUGGAAUGAUCUCAAAGGUCGACUGCGAGAAGUUUCCAUCAGGCGAAAGAGGGAAGACAAUGCGCGAAGCUCCUAUCGCUGAAACAGGAAGGGAGUUUUGCAGAGUACCGGCAGCAAUUUGAAGCUCUCGCGGUGGCGCUACCGCAACUAACUGACGAUGUGUUAGAGAGUGCAUUCUUGAAUGGGCUGGACUCAAUUGUUAGGGCUGAGAUACGAGCGAUGGAACCAAAAGGCUUGGAUCAAAUCAUUCGCAAAGCCCAGCUGAUAGAUGACAUCAACACGGCGAUGAUGGAAGCGGACGGCCAGAUGAUUAAAGAAAAAGCCUACACCGGCCCAGUUGCCAGCAAGUUGGCCCAAAAACCCCAUGAGGUAAUCCCCACACACACGGUCACCCUUACGACUAAAAACCCUAACUCUGUGCAGGGAGCAAGUACGACCCACACCGCCAAGAAGGAAACACCGUAUAAGAAAUUGACGGAGGCUGACUAUCUGAAACAGAGGGAAUGAGGGCUGUGCUUUCGCUGCGAGGAAAAAUACACCGUCGGACACAAGUGCAGAAAUCGAGAACUUCGAGUAUUUGUGGUACACGACGACAAGCUCCUAGAAAUGGAAGACGAUUCAGUUAUGGAGACGGAGACGGAAAUGACAGGAGAGUCGAAUGGAAGAAUGGUAGAAUGCCAAUUAAACACCAUUGUGGGCAUCUCGACCCCAGGGACAAUCAAGAUGAAUUGAAAUUACCUAAGACAAAAACGAUAAGUUAUGGAGUCAUCAUGGGAUCCGGAACAACAGUCAAGGGCCAUGGAGUGUGCAAGGGCAUUGUUCUCUCACUACCGGAACUUACAGUUAAAAUGAUUUCCUACCGUUGGACCUAGGCUCGCUGGAUGUGGUAUUAGGAAUGCAGUGGCUCCAGACGAUGGGGAAAAUGGAAGCGGACAGGCCGGCGCUGACCCUCAGGUUCCAUCGCGGCGAGAAGCAGAUUACUAUUAAGGGCGAUCCUACCUUAGCACGACUGGAGGUGUCAAUGAAACGCCUAGCUAAGUUAUGGGAACCACAGGAUCAAGGCUACCUAAUAGAGAUGAGGAUGUUGAAUGCUCAGCCAGACGAGAUGGACCUGGCCCAAGAUCAAAUGUCCCCCAAGAUAGAGGAACUCGUGCACGAGUACCUGGAUGUCUUCCAGAAACCGGAGGAGCUACCUCCAGUUAGGACGACAGACCACCGUAUCCCAUUGCGAGAAGGUCACCCACCUGUGAAUGUGCGUCCGUACCGCUACCCACAUGCCCAAAAGGACGAAAUUGAGGAAAUGAUAAACGAGAUGCUAGCGGCGGGAAUUAUUAAGCCCAGCGUCAGCCCGUUUUCCAGCCCUAUAAUCUUAGUGAAAAAGAAGGACGGGAGUUGGCGCUUUUGCGUCGAUUACAGAGCGUUGAACAAUGCCACCAUCCCUGAUAAGUUCCCGAUUCCAGUGGUGGAGGAGUUACAUGGAUCGAAAGUCUACUCGAAGAUUGAUUUACGAUCAGGCUACCACCAGAUCCGGAUGGCGGCUGAAGACACGUAUAAAACAGCCUUCAGAACCCAUGCAGGGCACUAUGAAUUCUUGGUGAUGCCAUUCGGGCUAACCAACGCCCCCUCGACAUUUCAAGCAUUGAUGAAUGACGUGUUUAGACCGUAU
Messenger RNA from Momordica charantia (bitter melon), 2237 nucleotides. The record is from RefSeq and is a predicted model, not a curated record. Lineage: Eukaryota; Viridiplantae; Streptophyta; Magnoliopsida; Cucurbitales; Cucurbitaceae.